AUGAAACCUAACAUGGCUGCAAUAACCGAAUAUUUUAGAAAAGAAGAAGUUUACUUGACACGCGUUUCAGAACUUGACGAAAUAACUGAACAACGUAAUGAGCGUCGCCGAGAACUAGAUCAAUUGAAGAAAGAAAGACUGGAUAUGUUUAUGCACGGCUUUGAGAUAAUAAGCAGCAAAUUAAAAGAAAUGUACCAAAUGUUGACUUUGGGAGGUGACGCGGAUUUAGAACUUGUAGACAGUUUGGAUCCUUUCAGCGAAGGUAUUGCAUUUAGCGUACGGCCGCCAAAGAAAAGCUGGAAGAAUAUAUCCAAUCUUUCUGGUGGUGAAAAAACUCUCAGUUCACUUGCUUUGGUUUUUGCUCUGCAUCAUUUUAAACCCAGCCCUCUAUAUGUAAUGGAUGAGAUUGAUGCAGCCCUAGACUUCAAAAAUGUUUCAAUUGUUGCCAAUUAUAUUAAAGAGAGAACGAAAAAUGCACAAUUCAUUAUUAUAAGUUUAAGAAACAAUAUGUUUGAAUUAGCUGAUCGAUUAAUUGGAAUUUACAAGACAGAUAAUGCGACGAAAACCGUGGUGAUUGAUCCACGAAAAAUUGCUGCUGCCUAA
Trichoplax adhaerens is the source of this 603-nucleotide messenger RNA. RefSeq lists its product as uncharacterized. Lineage: Eukaryota; Metazoa; Placozoa; Uniplacotomia; Trichoplacea; Trichoplacidae. The record is from RefSeq and is a predicted model, not a curated record. Bases 1 to 603 code for a protein of 200 amino acids. The transcript has 4 exons. Gene Ontology annotation, biological process: mitotic chromosome condensation.